Molecule: messenger RNA, 1571 nt
Organism: Lipotes vexillifer (Yangtze River dolphin)
Lineage: Eukaryota; Metazoa; Chordata; Mammalia; Artiodactyla; Lipotidae
Gene: TRMT9B
Product: tRNA methyltransferase 9B (putative)
Exons: 4
Coding region: 210-1571 (453 amino acids)
Biological process (GO): tRNA wobble uridine modification; tRNA methylation
Cellular component (GO): cytoplasm; nucleus
Molecular function (GO): S-adenosylmethionine-dependent methyltransferase activity; tRNA binding; tRNA (5-carboxymethyluridine(34)-5-O)-methyltransferase activity
Source: RefSeq, a predicted model, not a curated record
UUCCUAAUAGGUCCUGUAUUCCCUUCAAAGGCUCAUACAGAGUGGUUUGUCGUGUGAAGGGCCUCGCUAUUUGAUUCCACUCCUACUACUUUGCAUUUACAUUACACAUUGAGAAAAUUAUGAACAACAACUAUCACUCUCUGAGGGUGGAAACUGCCAUGAAUCACAAAGACAAGAAGUAAUUUUCUGUAAUUACAAGAUGACUCAGGAUGGAUCAUGCAGCUGCCCAGCUGGAGAAGCAGCACGUGCACGAUGUGUAUGAGAACACCGCUCCUUACUUCAGCGACUUGCAGAGCAAAGCCUGGCCUCGUGUCCGCCAGUUCCUCCAGGACCAGAAGCCUGGCAGCCUCAUCGCUGACAUAGGUUGUGGAACUGGAAAGUAUCUUAAAGUGAACAGCCAGGUACAUACCCUGGGCUGUGACUACUGUGCACCAUUGGUAGAGAUUGCCCGGAGUAGAGGAUGUGAAGUCAUGGUAUGUGACAACCUUAAUCUCCCCUUUAGGGAUCAGGGCUUCGACGCCAUCAUCUCCAUAGGAGUCAUACAUCAUUUUUCUACAAAACAAAGAAGAAUCAGAGCAAUAAAAGAAAUGGCCAGGGUCUUAGUUCCUGGAGGCCAGCUGAUGAUUUAUGUUUGGGCCAUGGAACAAAAGAACCGGCACUUUGAGAAGCAAGACGUGCUUGUUCCAUGGAACAAAGCCUUGUGCUCCCAGCCCCUCUCGGAAUCCAGCCAGCCUGGGAGAAAGAAGCAGUGCGGGCAUCCAGAAAGAAGCCAUCCCUACCAACCUCCCUGCUCUGCGUGUCGCUGUCCCGUUUGUUUUAAGGGGCGCCGUGAUUCGAGGCGGUCCCAUAGUGUGGACCGUGACUCUGCUCUAGCUGGCACCUGCUGUGCGAAUAUUUCCAAGGAAGGCGAGGAAGAAAACGGAUUCUAUAACACGCUGGGGAAAUCUUUUCGUUCCUGGUUUUCCUCUAGAUCUUUGGAUGAAUCAACUCUGAGGAAGCAAAUUGAAAAAAUGAGACCCUUGAAAAACACAGAAAGUUGGGCCAAUAGCACGAUAUCCACCCAGCCUUCAAGACACUCAAGUUUCGACUUAGAUCAUCCAGAGCCAUUUUCAACAGGAGAGCAAAAUUUAGAUGAGGAAGUGUUUGUGGAGACUUCUCAAAAACACCUGGAAUGGCUGAGAGCGCCCGCCACACACAAACACCUAAAUGGAGACCAUCCAAGAGGCGUGAGGAGAAAUGGAGAUGGGAAUUUUCUGGGUAGCACCAAUACCAGGGAGAAUUGUACGGAUGCAGGUAACUUAGAAGAGGGUACCCCUUCUGCUAGUAAAAUAUGGAGGAGGAUUUCUGCAGCUGAGUCCAAAGAUUCCAACCCAGGUGACACCAUUUCUGUCGAAGAACAACAGCCCGACAUUUUGGAUUCUGGUGCCUUUAUGCGCUAUUACCACGUGUUUCGAGAAGGCGAGCUCUGUGGCCUGCUGAAGGACAGUGUGUCGGAGCUCCAUAUUCUGAGCUCUGGGAAUGAUCAUGGCAACUGGUGUAUCAUUGCAGAGAAGAAGGAAAGCUGUGACUGA